Messenger RNA from Onychomys torridus (southern grasshopper mouse), 364 nucleotides. RefSeq names its product mucin-like protein 2. The record is from RefSeq and is a predicted model, not a curated record. The transcript is spliced from 3 exons. The annotation marks the transcript as partial. NCBI's taxonomy places the organism in Eukaryota, Metazoa, Chordata, Mammalia, Rodentia, Cricetidae.
AUGAAGCUCCUGGUACUCCUUGUGUUGCUUGGUGUCUCCACUAUCCUGGUCUCUUGCCAGGACGCAGACACAAGCAGCACUGACGUUUCUGAUACUGCUGCUUCUGCAGAUAAUACAGCUGAUGAAUCUGAAGACACUAAAUCUGAGACAGAAGCUGAACCUGAGAGUAAUGCCGGGGAAAAUAAUGAGUCUGAUGACUUAACAAAGGAAGGUGAUGAGGCUGAUGCUAAAACUGAGGAAGAGAGUCAGGAUGCUGAUAAGGAGUCCGAAGAAAUCCAGGAAGAUGAUGAUAAGGAAGAUAGUGAGGCAGACAAAGAUAAAGAGGAUGAAAAACAGCCCAAAAAAGUUGACAAAGUAAAAGCCA